Molecule: messenger RNA, 3153 nt
Organism: Manis javanica (Malayan pangolin)
Lineage: Eukaryota; Metazoa; Chordata; Mammalia; Pholidota; Manidae
Source: RefSeq, a predicted model, not a curated record
AUGAGAGAGCCUGUACGACCUUGGGUUUAUAACAAAGCUCAGAAAAUGCUAAAGCCUAAAGGAGAACUGAGGGGUGCCAAGGAAAUGGAAGAUGAGGGAGAGAGUGAUAGAGAAGUGAACGGUCUGAACAGCAAGCUCUUGAGCCUACAAGUUGACAUCAAGAAUCUACAUGAUGCCUGCAAGAGACAGGGGAAGACCUUGCAGGACAAUCAGCUCUGUGUGGAGGAGGCAGUGAUAAACAGCAGCCACAACAAGAAAGAAGUGUCAGCAUUUGAAGAGUCGCCGAUGGAGCUUGAGCCCAGUAGAGAGUGUCGCCUGAGACAACUCCAACAGCUCAAGAAAAAAUUGCUGGCCCUUCAGCAAGAGCUGGAGCUCCACACGGAGGAGCUGCAGACGUCUUACCGCUCUCUCCUGCAGUAUCAGUCCGUCCUAGAGAAGCAGGCUUCCGGCCUGGAUCUUCUCCACUGUCACUGCAAACGGAAACAAGAUGAGGUGAUUCUCUAUGAGGAGGAAAUGGGAAAUCACAAUGAGAACGCAGGGGAGAAGCUCCGUUUGGCACAGGAGCAACUUGCUUUGGCAGGGGACAAGAUCAUCUCCCUAGAAAGGAGCUUAAACCUCUACAGGGGUAAAUACCAGACUUCUCUGAGCAACACUGAGUUACUGGAGUGCCAGGUGAAGAUGCUGGAGGGGGAGCUCAACGUGAUCACCACACAUUACUCUGAUCUGCCAGCAUUACUGGGCUUUGCUGGUUUGCAGGUUCUGGAGCGGGAAGAGGCUUUGAUAAAAUUACAAGCCAACUUCGCUUCCUACACAGCGACCCACAGACAUCCUCCCACCUCCUCAGAAGAUUGUGAAGACAUCAAAAAGAUACUGAAGCACUUGCAGGAGCAGAAAGACAGCCAGUGCCUGCACGUGGAGGACUACCAGAACCUGGUGAAGGACUUGCGCCUGGAGCUGGAAGCUGUGUCCGAACAUAAGAAAAGCAUCAUGAAGGACGUGAUGAAGCUGGAGCUGGACCUGCACGGGCUGCGGGAGGAGACAUCUGCCCACGUGGAGAGGAAGGAUGAGGAGGUGGCCAUCCUGCAGCGGCGGCUGCAGGAGCUGCGGACGGAGUUCACAGAGACCCAGAAGCUUGGUUUGAAGAAAGACAAGCUCCUCCAAGAGAAGGCUGAAAUGCUGCACGAGCUAGAGAAGGAGCUGGCACAGGUUCAGGACACCCUCAUGAAAAAAGAGGUAGAGCUGGAUAAGCAGCAACGCAUGGCAGCGGAACUGGAACUCACCAUUCAGGAGGCGAAGCGGAAUGACUGCAGGGCAGAGUGUGGAGCCAUGCGAACUGAGCUGCAGCAGCUGCAGGACUGUCUCCAAGAUGCCAAACAGCAGCAGAGGCUGGCUGCUCAGCAACUAGCUCAGUAUAAAGAGGAGGCCAUCCUGGCACAGAGUGACCUGGAGAAUUCCCAGAGGAAACUGCAAAGCUGCCUCUUCCUGGAGAAGCAGAGGACAGACACCGCCCAGGAGCUAGAGAGAGACCUCGGGAAGCUGCAGAAGGAUUCCCUGAUGGCCAGAGAGGAGCUCGCACGCAGCAGGAAACAGAUAGAGGCACUGACAUCAGAACUCUCUGAGGCCCUCAGGAAGCUUGAAAAUUCUGACAAAGAAAAGAGGCAGCUUCAGAAGACAGUGGCUGAGCAGGAUAUAAAACUGAAUGACCUGCUAGAUCAUUUAAAACUCAUUCAGCACCAGAACAGGGAGCAAGCCUGCACCAAAAGCCAUCUGGAAGAUGAACUUAAGGACGUAACAAGGUCACUGGAGGAGAAACGGGAGCAGGUGAAAAAGUGCAAAGGACAGGAGAAGUUGCUGGAGGAAAAGCUUGAAGCGCUCCAGCAGGAAGGAAAAAGGAAAGAAAAGCUGUCAAAGGAGAAUUUGAGAAAUCUGGAAGAGGAAAACGAGAAGCUGAAAGUCCAGUUAAAGCAAUAUUCUACACAACUGGAUUCCUCUCUCACCAGACACAACACCUCCCAGCAAGUCAUUCAAGAACUAAAUAAUAAGAUAUCCCAUCAGAAGGAGACCUUAGUGAGUCUGCAGGUUCAGCUGGACAAGAGUCUGCAGAAAGAGAAGCAAUGUCUCCAGACCAUGGUCAGUAAAGAAGCCUAUGAGGAGCUGUCCCGGAAGUCAGCUGCCUGCCGAGAUGACCUGACCCAAGCCCUGGAGAAGCUUGAUCAUUUGACCUCGGAGACAAAGAGCCUGCACCGAAGCUUGACACAGGCCCAAGAGAGGAAAGGUCAGCUGGAAGGUGAAAUCGUGGUUUAUGAGGAGAGGAUGAAGUGGCUCAACGUGGAAUUGAAAAAACUGCAGGGCUUCCAUGAGCAGAGUGAGCUAGAGGUGCGCGCCUUCGACCGGAAGCUGGAGGAGAUGAGCGGCCAGGUGCUGCAGUGGCAGAAGCAGCACCAGGGCGACCUCCGGAUGCUGGCGGCCAAGGAGGAGCAGCUCAGGGCCUUUCAGGAGGAGAUGGCCGCCCUGAAGGACAGCCUCCUCGCGGACGAGCGGGAGGUGGGCGCUCUCCGCUGCCCGUCCCUUCCGGGGCCCCGCCAGCGAUCCCACGACCCCCGAUGCCGGGCAGCCACAGUUGGAAAGUUCUAUUCUAGCUUUGACCUUAGGAGGGCGGCCGAGCUGAAGGAGCAACAGGAUCGUUGGGACCAGGAGGCCGGGGAACAGAGAGGUCAGGACUUGGAUCUAAGGAGCAGGAUGCUGAAGGCAUCAGGGCUGCUGAUGGGAGCGGGCCAGAGAGAGUGCCGCCUCCUCGGUGUAGUGGUCCACCUGCAGCAGGAAAAUAAGCAGCUGAAGAAUGAGCUAGAGGAGAAGAAGGUGAGAGCCGGAAACCCAAAGCCGCACACGGAAGCCCCAGGCCAGGGCGGAACGGGGUCCGCACACAAGGGGAAACCGUGCACCGCCUCAGGCUGGAGGGGGACAUCCCUGGACAUGGGCCAGAGGUCUUGGGAAGUCACCGAGUUUGUCGGUGUGCCCCACUGCUCAGGUAUGUCUGCCAUUUGUCUUUUUGCUACUUCCUAUAAUGUCAUUAGUCCUGGGGGUCAAAAAAAUCUUAAUAAUGACAGCCCAAUAAUACUUUCCAAGAGAUCACUGGAUCGGAAGACCAAAUAG